GAGCAGCCAGGCGAGGCGGGCGAGACGAGACGCAGCAGACAACCUCGGCCUCGGUUCGUGGAAUUCAUGUCAAGUUGAUUCAUAAUCAGAAACUCAAGUUUGUUUUUAUUUUUCCUGCUGUUGAGUUUAAGGGUUACAGCAUGCAAGAUGUUAUGCCUGAAAUGGCGCCUACAGAUAUGGGAGACAUUGCAGUUGACAACCUUUACCCUGCCUUGGUGGAGUGCUUUGCAGUCAUCCUUUGUGGCUAUGUUGCCGGGAGACUAGGAAUAUUACCACAAUCAGAAACUAAAGGCUUAAACACAUUUGUGGCAAAUUUUUCCUUGCCAUGUCUCAUUUUUGUGUCUAUUGCCAAGUUGGAUCUCUCAUCAGUAAAUUGGACAUUCCUUUUGGCAGUACUGAUUGCAAAAGCAGUGGUGUUUUUUGGAGUGGCAGCUAUCACCCUUCUGGUGAGUAGACCAGUAAAUUUAUCGAAAGCUGGAUUGUUUGCCAUCUUCUGUACACAGAGCAAUGAUUUUGCUAUUGGUUAUCCCAUUUUGGUCGCUCUCUACAAGGAUACACACCCAGCGUACCCAAGCUACUUGUACCUAAUGGCUCCCAUAUCUCUAGUCAUUUUAAACCCAUUAGCAUUUAUUUUAUUGGAGUUGGGGCGUUCUGAAUCCCCUUUAACAAACUCUGACUCCACUGACGCCCCUGAAAUGAGGGCUCCAGGAACCGGUGGCUAUCAAGAGAAAUUGAAAAUGAUAUGGCAGGUCAUAAAAGGAAUAGUCCUUAACCCAGUUGUGUUCAUGACAGCCCUUGGUAUUGUAGGCAACUUAGUAUUCCAUCACGAACUUCCCACCUUUUUGUCUAGAAUUUUAGAGGUGUUUGGUUCUGCAUUCACCGCUACUGCACUCUUCCUUCUUGGUCUGAGAAUGGUUGGAACAGUGCAGAAGUUGCAAGGGGCUGCAUUGAUAACUCCGGGCUUGCUAAUUGCUGUCAAAUUAUUGGCUCUUCCACUCAUCACUCGGGAGGUGGUUUCUGUCAUUCAUGCUGGAGUGAAUACCAGUGAUACAGAAGACCUCAGUACUUAUGGGUUUCUGUAUGGCACAUUCCCUGCUGCACCUGGAGUUUUUGUAUUUGCAACCCAAUAUGGGGUGGAAAUGGAAUUGAUUGCCAGUGCUAUGGUUGUGUGCACCUUUGUAUCAGCUCCUUUGAUGUUUGUUUCGGCUAAAAUGAUAUCCUUAUCAUCUAUGUUGCCACCAGACUUUGUCAAGCAGCUAAAUUUGUUUGCUUUUGACAUAGGUAUUGCAAGUGCUAUUGCAAGUGUAUGGCUGGUAGCAACGUUUAUUUUCUGCUCCAAAAUAAAGCGGAUCCCACAUCGGAUGACUGUUUGCCUCAUAAUUUCGCAGCUCAUAGCAAGUGUUGGUGUAAUUCUUAGCCAGUCUUUGGGUUCUGAAAUGUGGCAUUUGAGGCUUCAAUUUGCAGUCUACACUAUUGGAGAUCUCAGUUCAAGAUUGUGGGCAGGUUUCCUCGCCAUUGGGCUUCUGCUCUUACAAUCUCGUAGUCUUUGUCUUGUCAUGCGCUUGCAACUAGUUUUCAUCUUGUUAGCAUGGGGUGUCCCAGCUUUGAUUGUGUUGAUACUGCUGCUAGUUGGAGACCCACUGGAUAAAUCUUCCAUGGAAACUCCAGAUUUCUUUAAUUUAUAUGGUGACCUCCACUCAGCAGUCAAUCUUGCUGUAUUAUUUCCCUCUUUCAUAACCACUGUUUUCAGCUUGGCUCUACAUCAACGCUAUGAACGGCGGUUUGCUCGUUAUCUCCUUCUUGUUCAAGAUGUGAAUGAUAAUGAAAAUAAUCAGAACAAUGUGACCAGUUCUGAACGCUUUUCACCAGGAAAUGACAAUAGUAUCAAUAGCAGCAAUCAAGUUGUUGACAUUGAAGAUAUUAGUACAGAACACGGUCGUAUACUGCAAAAUGUUGGCCCCAACACUGCCAGGUUGCCACCUUGCCCAGGUGAUAUGUGUCCCUCAAGAUUCGAGUGCAGUACCGCGCGCCGAGCAGAUUGCCUUAAACUGGUCCAAGAUUAUCAUAACCAACUGUCUGAAGAGCAAGAGGAUAGACAAAUACAAAGGCAUCAAGUAGUGCUCAUGAUACUUUCGUGUUCAAUGUUUCUUGGCAUGGCUGUGUGUACUUGGAGAUUGGUCAGAUUGGACAACUUAACUGGCAUUUAUGUUGAGUUAGCUUUCCUAGACGUUGCUUUAAACCAAGGUCAAGGCCUCCUUCUGCUGGCUGUGUUUGGCCUUCAUUCUAAAGCAAUGAUCUCACCUGUCAUUAAUUUUUUCCGAGGAAUGUGGGCUACUGAUGUGCAAGAAAUUCAGUUGCCAGCUUGGGACAAAUUAGAGUUUGAAACUAGACAUGUUUGUGACCAAUUCAUUACUCACCAUCUGGAAGUUUGUCGUGCUGCUAUUUCAAAAGAUAAAAGAUGGCUAUUUCGAAAGUACCACCAAUGUUUCAAAGCUUCGGAAUUAAUAGACUGGCUCCUCAGCGCUGAUGUUGUCAAGAAUCGUGAAGAAGGUGUGGUAUACUGUAAUCACUUAGUUCAAGGAAGAGUAAUCCGAAAUAUUGGUGAUUCUCAGCACUUCCAAGAUGCGCCAUUACUCUACACCUUUCUACCACCCCCAUCAAGCAACAUUCCCUUUGAUGGAUCAGAUAGUUUUUAACUGCUUGUGUUAGGAAUGGGUACUGGGGAAGCUUAAGAGACUUUGUUGUUUUCAGACUGUGCUAGGCCAAAGAGUUUUGUGAGCUUGUUGGGUAAGGCACCUUUGUGAUAUGUCUAAAUCUGUUACUGUGUGUUUAUUUUAAUUUAUUAUUGUGGCCUGUGAAUGAACAUUUGAUAAACGUAUCCCCAAUCAGAAUCUCAGUCAUACAUACUAUUUAUAAUAUCUGAUGUAAGGGAUUAAAAAUUGAGAGUAUGCCUCCAGUUUUGUCUGAGUGGAACUUAAUGUAGAACAAAACACUGUUCUGAUCAAAUAUUCUUAUAUAGAGCACAAAAGAAACAGUCCAGUAUUUUCUUUCUCUGCAGGAACGUACUUAAUUAUUGUAAAGUUAAUUCUCACAUUUUUUGAAGUGAAAACAAAGGAAUACAAGUAAGUUGUGCUUGAAUUUAGAAUGGAUGAAUGAAAGCAGCACAUGAUUUUACCGCUGUCUACUAAUCUUGAUUCAUUUUUAAAGGCAGUUUUAGCAAUUACAUUUUAAGUGCAAUACGCUUUCUCAUUUUCAUGCCUGUGUUACAUGAAUUUUAAUUGCUGUUUUUAUAUUUUCUAAUGUUCGUGGAAUGAUGAAUAUUUUUUAAAAAUAUGUUAUUGCUUAUUGUGAUGCUGUGAGUUAGCUAGUAUUUGAUAUAAUUGACUGUGAUUUUAAUGACAAAGAGUUGAAACAAUGUUUUUGUGAGCUUCUUAUCUUCAUGCUUCGGUAUGUAGGGUAAUUAGUUUUUAUUUACCUAUUCUGGUCUCAUUAUGCUACCAUGUUCUGUAAAGUAUGUUUACAAAUAAUACCUUAUACUAGCUCUGUCUUAAAUCAUUUCAGAGUAAUAGUAUGUUUUUAUUUGUUCCAAUCUGAACAAUGCUUACCAUUUGAUUAUGUAUAGCAUAUACUCAAGUAAAUUAUCUCUCUCUUGGUCAACUCUAUGUGGAGUGAAAUCUGAUAAUUAUCUUCUUAUUCCCUCUUUCCAUAAAUUAUUUGCUGAGAUAAGUUCUGAAAGUCAUGUUUCAACACCUGUAGUUUUGUUUUAAGGAAUGUCACAUGAACGUUUUAUUCCUUGUAUCUGAAAAAUAAAUAUCAUGUCCUAUUUA
Molecule: messenger RNA, 3827 nt
Organism: Thrips palmi
Lineage: Eukaryota; Metazoa; Arthropoda; Insecta; Thysanoptera; Thripidae
Gene: anchor
Product: integral membrane protein GPR155
Exons: 16
Coding region: 141-2696 (851 amino acids)
Biological process (GO): transmembrane transport; intracellular signal transduction
Cellular component (GO): membrane
Source: RefSeq, a predicted model, not a curated record